ACAGAAAUCCCGAAUCGACACAGAGAGAGAAAAACAGAAGCGAAUCGACACUUCGUCCCUCACGACCGCGGCGGCGGCGACGCGAACGGAGGAGCGCCGGCGAUCGCUUCGGGACGAUGGCGGCCGCCCGACCAACUAGAGAGAGGAGCUGCUCUAGUCCUCGUCGCCCUUCCUCAACGCCCACACCGCCACGGAGCCCGGGCCGAAGACAAGGCGCUCGAUCUGGAACAUCCAGAUCUCCUGCAUCUCCCCCUUCGUCGCGUCCGACGCCGGCUGCUAGAAGAUAAGGUGUCUAAUGUGUCCAUGCCACUGAAUGGGUUGCCUUCCUUCUGAAAAUUAUCGGAGAGACCAGAGGCGGCAGCCAUGGCAGUCCCAGACAUGUUCCUCUCACCCCCCGAGCCCUGCCCUGGUGCCCUGAGCGCCAACAGCAGCGCUAUCACGGACGCCGAAGAGCAGCAGCGGCAGCAGUCGCAGAAGGUUGGGUGGUGCUGGUCGAGGUCAAGAGCCAUCAGGUUACACACACGACAAACAUCUGACAAUGAUCGGCAGCACCACUCUGCCGGCUUGUGGUCAGAGCAGUACAGCAUGUCGCAGAACAACAUGUCGCAAUCCGGCUCGCCCCAGGGAGCCCUGCAGCUCACCAUGUCGAGCCAGGCGUGGCAGUACCGUGUUUGCUCCUCGCUAGCUACGAGAAAUUGAACAAAACAUGCAAUUGUAAAGUACACGUUUGUGCCUGUGUAUGAUGAUGAACUGUUCGAAUUUACUGUGUUUAUAGAAAAGUAGAAGUGUAGUUUUGUACGCUGAUGAAUUAGUGUUUAGUGGAGAAGCACAAUAGUAAUUCAUGCAUGCUAGUGUGCAAUUGUCUA
Messenger RNA from Lolium perenne, 866 nucleotides. The record is from RefSeq and is a predicted model, not a curated record. Lineage: Eukaryota; Viridiplantae; Streptophyta; Magnoliopsida; Poales; Poaceae.